Darwinula stevensoni is the source of this 984-nucleotide messenger RNA. The record is from the annotation of a GenBank genome assembly. Lineage: Eukaryota; Metazoa; Arthropoda; Ostracoda; Podocopida; Darwinulidae.
AUGGAGAUGGCGCCGAAAUUGCAGGGAUUUUUCGCCCGACUUGUUCACGAUGAAGACAAUCGAGGGAGGACGUUUUCCCAACGUCGGCCCAACGUCGGCCCAACGUCGACCCACAUAGCACAUUUGGGAUUCAAAUCCAGGCAACGUCGGCCCAACGCGGACACGCUGCCUGCGAAGAAAGGGAACUUCGGGCGACCCCCCCGCACGAUCGUCUUGGUCAGAAAGAUCGCAGUAAAGAGCCUCCUCACAGACGGCGGUGACGAAGAGCGCGACGAAAAGUGCGACGAAGAGCGCGACGAAAAGUGCGACGAAGAGCGCGACGAAGAGCGCGACGAAGAGCGCGACGAAGAGCGCGACGAAGAGCGCGACGAAGAGCGCGACGAAGAGGAUUCCUGGCAGAAUUCCCACCGUUCUGCUCGACUUACGCCUCCGAGCCGCUUCUCCGUCCUUCAUCCCCGUCGUAAACGCCUUUACGGCCGAGAUAAAGGCCUUCAAAACAAGGAAGGGGAUUUACGAGAUGCGGCGCAAAGGCGAAACGAAGCAAUACGAAAGGAGGAAGAAGCUGCUCCUUUCGGCGGAGGGACGAAGGAAGAGGAAGAAGCUGCUCCUUUCGGCCCAGUAAUGGAGGAAGAAGAGGAAGCCUCCCCUCUCGGCACGAUCCCACGAGCCGAUUCGAUCGCCCUCCUCCGCCCUCACGCGCCCCGCCGCAUCCGUGCGUGGAACGAGCCACGCGAGACGUGCGAGACUGCCGAGACUUCGCCUGGGAUCUUCCUGGAAUCUUCCUGGGGAAAAUCCUGGAAUCUUCCUGGAAUCUGCCGAUUCCGGAUGUCGUCGUCGGAUCGUGAUGCAUCUGUGGCGUGUGGACGGGAAGAGCAUGUGAAUGGGAGGGAAAAGAACGUCGGAGCAGACGAUGCGGAUGACGUGACGAAAGAGCAGACGAUCCUUGUGACGUCCACCUCCUCAGCAGGGGAUACACUUAUAUAG